Messenger RNA from Argentina anserina (silverweed cinquefoil), 920 nucleotides. Its product is annotated as mitochondrial import receptor subunit TOM20-like. Gene Ontology annotation, cellular component: mitochondrial outer membrane translocase complex. The transcript has 6 exons. The record is from RefSeq and is a predicted model, not a curated record. Gene Ontology annotation, molecular function: protein binding. NCBI's taxonomy places the organism in Eukaryota, Viridiplantae, Streptophyta, Magnoliopsida, Rosales, Rosaceae. Gene Ontology annotation, biological process: protein insertion into mitochondrial outer membrane. Bases 83 to 694 code for a protein of 203 amino acids.
CUUCCCAGAAAUCCCAAAAUCCUAAACCCUAAAAAAGCACAGGCUUACCCAAAAUCGCCAUCUCUCCCCAGAACGAAGAGCCAUGCAGUUCUCUCAGGACGACUUCGACCGCCUCAUGCUCUCCGAUCACAGCCGCAAGACCUGCGAAGCUCACUAUGCCAAGAACCCUCUCGAUGCUGAGAACUUAGUCAAGUGGGCCUCUGCUCUGUUCGAGCUCUCGCAGUUUCAGAGCGUCGCCGACGCCAGGUCGAUGCUCGAUGAUUGUAUUUCGAAGCUGGAGGAGGCUCUGGUGAUAGAGCCUACGAAGCAUGAGGCUCUGUGGCAUCUAGGUAAUGCGCAUACCUCUCAUGGAUUCAUGAAUCCUGACUUUGACGAGGCCAAGCCUUAUUUUGACAAGGCGUCCCAGUAUUUCCAGAGGGCAGCCUCCCGGGAGCCUGGCAAUGAGCUUUAUCUGAAGUCGUUAGAAGUCACAAUUAAGGCACCAGAGUUGCAUAUGGAGAUUCAUAAGCAAGGAAUGGCUCAACAGGCACUAGGUGGGGGACCAGCCACUUCUUCAAGUGGAAAGAGUUCCAAGGCUAAGAGGAGCAGUGAUCUCAUUUAUGAUGUGGCUGGAUGGAUAAUCCUUGCUGUUGGCCUUUUUGUAUGGGUUGGGGUGAAAUCCAACGUGCCACCGCCACCACCACCCUCAAGAUAAGCUCUGUAUUUCUUCUGACUAAAGUAACUGUUGCAGUGCAUUUGAUUGAAGAUUAAUAUCUACUUUAAAAAUUCAUCUGGGUCGAAAAGUGUAGUAUUUUAAGAAAUUAUGUUGUAUGCAUGGUUAUUUUGACCACCAUGUCUUAUGUAGGAAUAUGAAUUUUAUUUAUAUGAAUAAUUGUUUGUUCUUCUACAAAUAUGGAAUAUUCUUUGUGUUGGUUGGGUUA